This is a messenger RNA of Fulvia fulva, 1686 nucleotides long. Its product is annotated as GDP-Man:Man(3)GlcNAc(2)-PP-Dol alpha-1,2-mannosyltransferase. Lineage: Eukaryota; Fungi; Ascomycota; Dothideomycetes; Mycosphaerellales; Mycosphaerellaceae. Gene Ontology annotation, molecular function: GDP-Man:Man(3)GlcNAc(2)-PP-Dol alpha-1,2-mannosyltransferase activity. The record is from RefSeq and is a predicted model, not a curated record. Gene Ontology annotation, biological process: protein N-linked glycosylation. Gene Ontology annotation, cellular component: endoplasmic reticulum membrane. The transcript is spliced from 2 exons. The coding region runs from base 1 to 1686 and encodes 561 amino acids.
AUGCUGUUCACAAUCAUGCUGACCCUGUGUCUGGGCCUGCUGGCUCUCGCUGGCGUGCUGCCUUUCGCGCUUGCACUGAUCUUCCGGCUGGUUGGGAACUCCCUCCGCAGCAGAACACAGAGCAGGAGGCACAUCUUGCUGCAGACAUGUCACACCGAAGAGGAGGAGCAAGCCAAGGAGAGGGAGCAGACACCAGUGCCGCACAGCGCACCACAGACAGCCUCGUCUUCCACAUCUCUCGACUCAGACUGGGAGAAGGUGAACGAGGGACGUGCCAAGACUCCGAAGGGACAACGAACGCCUCCCACCUCCCAACAUGUCGACGAGUCCUACCACGGCGUCAUCGGCUUCCUCCACCCCUUCUGCAAUGCCGGCGGCGGUGGAGAGCGUGUCCUCUUUGCUGCCAUCCUCGCAACACAACGUCGCUACCCGAACGCCCUCUGCGUUGUCUACACCGGCGACCACGGUGCCUCUCGCGAGCAGAUCCUCACCAACGUCCGCAAUCGCUUCAACAUCCACCUCAACCCUGCCCGCGUCGUCUUCCUCUACCUCACCACUCGCGAGUGGGUCCUUGCUUCGAAAUAUCCUCACUUCACACUUCUGGGACAGAGUUUGGGAAGCUUGAUCAUGGGCUGGGAUGCAAUUACUCUUCUUGUGCCAGACAUGUUCGUGGACACCAUGGGUUAUGCUUUCGUGAUUGCGUUGGUAAAGUGGCUGUUCCCGAGCAUGCCAACUGGUGCAUACGUUCACUACCCGACCAUCAGCACGGAUAUGCUCGAGUCUCUACACGCCGACCUGGGCAGCGGUCUGAAUGCAGGAGCAGGAAAGGGCACCAAGGGCAAAGCGAAGCAGUUCUACUGGGAGUGCUUCGCCAGACUAUACUCGUGGGUUGGAGGAAGCAUCGACGUGGUCAUGACGAACAGUAGCUGGACACAAAAUCAUGUCUCGCAGCUGUGGACGAAAGCACGGACAAGAAACAAGAAGCAAUGCCCGAUCAGCGUCGUCUACCCACCCUGCGCUGUGCAAGAGCUACACGAGAAGAUACCGACGGAAUGCGACAAGGACCGCACCAAGAACCUGCUCUACAUUGCACAGUUUCGACCUGAGAAGAUGCACCAAACGAUCAUCGAAGCUUUUCACAAGUUCCUGCGAGAUCAUCACCCUAACACGCCUCUCGAAUCACGACCUCGCCUCGUGCUGAUAGGUAGUGUCCGGGACGAUUCUGACGAGAAGCGCGUGUAUAAGCUCCGACUGCAGGCCCAGGAAGUCAAAGACAGUGUCGACUUCAUCGUCAACGCCAAGUGGCCGCAGAUCCUGGAACAUCUCAAGUCGAGCUCGGUGGGCGUUAACGGCAUGUGGAAUGAGCACUUUGGAAUCGGCGUGGUGGAGUAUCAAGCAGCUGGUCUGAUCUCGGUGGUGAAUGACUCUGGCGGACCAAAGGUGGAUAUCGUGGUGCCGAUCGAUGGGAAGCCGACAGGCUUUCACGCCUCCACGCCGGAGGACUUUGCGGACGGCUUUGCCAAAGCGUUGUCGUUGUCGGACGAUGAAGUAGCAGCGAUGCGCCAACGAGCACGUAAGAGCAGUUGGCGCUUCUCCGAGCAGGUCUUCCGCGAGGCGUGGCUGGGCCACCUUGCGAACCUGAUUGCUCUCGAUCACUCUCAGAAGGAGAGAGAUAAGUCGAAGUAG